Molecule: messenger RNA, 903 nt
Organism: Candida dubliniensis CD36
Lineage: Eukaryota; Fungi; Ascomycota; Pichiomycetes; Serinales; Debaryomycetaceae
Exons: 1
Coding region: 1-903 (300 amino acids)
Biological process (GO): lipid storage; phospholipid biosynthetic process; lipid droplet organization
Cellular component (GO): endoplasmic reticulum membrane
Source: RefSeq, a predicted model, not a curated record
AUGACCCUAGUUCACGUGACACGGGUGGGGUUUGUUUUUAUGCGGGUUUUUGUUUUCUGGCUUGUUGUUUUGAUUUUCCGGUGUGCGUUCUUGGGAAUAUGUUCGAAUAUAUUGACUACUACCCACAACUGCAAAAUGAGUACUAGAUAUAAGUUGACACCUUAUAAUAUAUCAUUACUAAUAUACCCGACAGUAUACAUUGGAUCAAUUCCCCUUACCUUGUUGCUCAAGCAGUAUAACAAGUAUAUUGGUCAGGUUUUCUUGGUCAGAUUUUUGGAACAGUACCUUGUCAGUAAUAAUGGUUACUUGUGGUUUACUACGUUAUACUGGUUGCUAGUUGCGUUUAGCGCAUAUUUACCAGACACAAACAAGGACAUUCUUAUUUUCUAUACCAAAAUAUAUUUGAUCAACACUAUUUGGAUUGUGAUUUUGCUAGAAUGGUUUUUUGGAUCCCCGAUUUUUGAGCGAAUAAGUGUUAUUGCUGGUGCAACUUGCUCCAUUCGUGGUAUAUACAGAGAGUAUGCGUGUGAAAGAAGUGGUGGGGUGUGGACUGACCCAUUUGAUAGUUCCAGUCAUUAUACCUAUUUAAUUUCCAGCAGCUUAUUGAUAUGGCUGUUGCUUUUGAAUCAUGUAACAUGGAUAUCAGGAUACUUUCCGAACCAUGUGAUUGACCUAGAAAACAGUAAUCGUUAUACUGUACCCUAUAGUAACACAACUGGUGAUACAAAAAUGGACCUGAAUCGAACUCUUCGAACAAUAAUCGAGGUAAUAGCUGUUUUGAUUUUGGUCAUGUGGUUCAUUCUGUUUACGAUUACUUCAGUUUUUUUCCAUACAAUACCGGAAAAAUUUGUGGGCUUAUUGUGCGGUCUAUUUGUGCCUAUUGUAUUAAAGUAUAUUAAAUAA